This is a messenger RNA of Orbicella faveolata, 3357 nucleotides long. RefSeq names its product axonemal dynein light chain domain-containing protein 1-like. Lineage: Eukaryota; Metazoa; Cnidaria; Anthozoa; Scleractinia; Merulinidae. The record is from RefSeq and is a predicted model, not a curated record.
AACGGCAUAUGGAGUAAAGUCGUACAAUAGGUUACCAUCGAAUGUCGUAAAACUGUAAAUAAAAUAGUCACAGUGGACUGUAAGCGGUCCCUUUUAAAAACAUCUCAGUUGCAUGCUACUGAACAAGAAGCGUAAGACUCGGAAGUGUUUUUUCUUACCAACGUCAGUGUAAACACAGUUAACAAUUAUUUAGCCGUGUUUAUGUAUCCGAAAGUUACUGAGUGCUCGCUUUUUUAAUGGCGUAAUCUUAAUACAUGCAUGCUUGUUACCCUAUUUCAAUGGUAUUCAAUCUCGUUUUUUACUACACAGGUAAACUGACCGAAGAACGUGACUUGUGGAGCAGUGCAGCAUAUACCCUAUCACUGAAGGUCACAGACAAACACUCGCUUAACACUGCCAAGAAAUUACAUCUUUGUGAGAAAGCGUGGGCCAAAUUAAGCCGACAUUUUGCUAUUUUUCUCAGUGAAAAGGACAGCAUACAGCUCGAAAGUUUAACAAACCAUGUACAAAAGUGGAGAGAACUUUCUGAAAAGUUUAACAAAAGGCUUGUUUCUUCAGAGGAGGAAAUGACUCACAGGCUUAAAAGAUUAAUUACUCAACUUCAAAGAUGGAAAAAGGAGUUUCAAAAAGUUGUGAAUUACGAUGAUGGCAGCGUGCGACCACCCGACGAGCAGUUUAUCAAGAGUUUGUUUGAAGAUUUAAAAUCCUGGGAAGAGACAUUGAACCAGGAAGCUGAACACUUUACUGGAGAAACACUACUAUCACGUGAAGACGAACUGUAUCAGAUGAACAGGCAGGUGGAUGGAUGGACUGAUGUGGCGCUUAAGGUGUUCAGCCGUCACCAAGCAGACGACGGAACAAGAUGGCCUCAGCAUGAAAUCAUGUUGCAGUUAAAUCAAGAAGUAGAUCGCUUACAUCAGCAAUAUCAUGUGCGAGUUAUCGGUGAAAACGGAGUGGCAAAAGGAAUUAUUGAUCUGGUGAAUCCUAUAGAGACAUGGGGAAACAAACUAAAUACUGUUCUGAAUGGCGGCGAAAUGCUGCUCGACUCGGACUGGAUACGAAUAUCGGAUCAGGUUAGCGAAGAGUGGGCUGAUCACUUGACUGAAACGCUGAUUCUGAUUGGCUCUACGCAGAAGGAUGGUGCUCGCUUGAGCGGCGAGGAAGAGAACCCGGUAAACGUGGAAGAAGUGUUUAAAAACACUGUUAAAUGGCUGUCGGCGACUACAAACAGUAUUGACAACGAGGACGCCAAGGUUGUCGAAAGAGUCACGCAGCUGCACAGCGCCAUGAUUCGGUGGAUGAUUACGGUUCUUCUUCGUCUGACGCCGGACAUGGGGGACAAGGAACUAGAAGAGAUUAACAAACAGACGGACGAUCAGGAAGUGGACGCAUCCUUAGGAGGGGGAGAAAUCCUCCUGCAAGCUAUUCCCGAGGAAAUAUGUAACAGAGCGCAGACACUGUUUGCAGAGCUGAGAAAGUUUUCCGUUCUUUUGACAAAAUGCUGCUCUGAUUUGGUGAUUGAUUUGAUGCAGGAACGGCGAGAUCAAGGCGAUGAACACGCCGAUAUGGACUUCAAAGACCUCAAGCGACUGACUGUGGAAUGUGAGGGUUGGAUACGCACGGCACGCCUGCUUAUUCAGGACGUCAUGGGCGACGACUUUGUUUUUGAGGACGCUUCUGCCGGCGUCAAGAAAGGGACUGACAGGGUGGGGUCUACGGAUUCUAAAACUACAGUGGUGGAGUCGCAAGAUGGUGAUGCCAAACAGGCUGAAAAGGCUGACGAAAGAGACCGCACACCAACGGGCGAACAACAAGAGGCCGACACAAAAGGAACUACUAUUGAAGUGCAAGAGGAGCCUGCGAAAGAAGAUGCUUCUGUGCCAGCUGCCCAGCCUCCUGAUGUAAACGCAGCUGCUGUGGAAACGAGCCUUGAAAAAACAGAAGAGGAGUCUGCAAAGGACCCUGAAGGAGCUCCUGAGAUGGAAAAGGGAGACCAAGAAGAAGACGACUCCCGGAUGCAUGUGCUAGGACAUGAUGAUAAUAUUAGGACCAAGUCCUUGGAAGAGCUCCCUGCUGAUAAGGAGUUGGAACUGCUUGCUGUGCCAGAAGGCGAAGGCCAGCAACCUGCCCGCUCUCCGUCACCAGACACUAAGAAGGCCCUAGAGGCUCUGGCAGCUGUUGAAAGACUUCAGUCUCAGCUACUCGAGACAGAGGAGCGCGCUCAAGCUGCAGAAGAGAGAGCAAUUCAAGCGGAAACCGAUCUCAAACAAGCUCUGGAGAAAAUCCGAGCCCUCGAACGGACCGCCUCUCGCGCAAGUGCUUUAACACCAACAGAGUCUCAAACGCCCGCGGACAGACCGGUCAGCAGUAGCAUGUCAAAAAGGCCCACUUCUCAGGCGUCUACUGCGCAGGCGCAUUCACCUCAACCUCCAAGAACAGCUUCCCAGCAAUCCUCAAGGCCCUCAACUCGGACAUCAACUAAGAAAAAAUAAUUUAUGUUCUUGUGUAAAUAUAAAAGUUGUUUUGCAAAAAAAAGUCUUCAUACAUUGUACAUUAAUAGGAUAUUAACAAGUUAUCUUAAGUUUCCUUAUUAAAUCCGCUUGACACGAUAUCUAAUGCUGUAAAUAAAUCUUAGUGAAGAGAAACGUUUCUCUAAUUUAAUGCGGCAAAGUUUUAGAUGUUUAUUUAUUUUUAUAAUGAUCGAACUAAGGAUUGUAUGAAACUAUUUUGACUGUGAUUCCGUUUUAGUCAAAGUUCAUGUUUUAGACCGCUACAAACAAUUGCUCCCAUAUAUUGUUAUGAGUUAUAUUCUGAAGGCUUGGUUAUUUACGUUUGAUUAUUUACCACUUCCAGUGUAUUAUAUGCGUUACAAAUAAGAACGAUAUAGUGCUCUAGAAAAAGUCAAAGUGUAGUACAUCUAAUUGCAUGGAACAAAAGUACAUGGAAUUGGAUUGGAAGUCAUGUCAUUGAAGGGAUUUGCAAACACGUAGUUCAUGUGAUAAAUUGUGAUAAAACAACCGAAAUAGACAGAAACAAGUUUGUUUGCUUUCUGUGCUCCACUAUCUUUGUUCUUAUCCCUUUUUCUGUUUCUAUGAAACACAGACCCAGCUCAAAUACGUCCUUUUAUGGAUUGUUUUUUUUUUUACUAGUCCUGUUUAACUGGAGGUAGUCCAAACAAUGUCAUCUCAUACCAUACGAGCAAUCGUGCGUAGUAUUGAUAACCGAGCUACAAAAUAAAUUAAAUGUCUGAACAGCUAGUAAGUAGUCUUGAAACAUGCUUUUGAGUUGAUACGGCUUGCUGAGCAGGCAGGUUAAACAAGAAAGCAAGAUCAAAAUUAACGUUAAUCGGUUCAGACC